CGCGCGGGAGCCGAGCGUCGGAUGUUUGGACCUGAUGCGUCUUCUCCACAUGGAGACAUCCGGACUGACUCUGGGAUUUAUCCUCUAACCUGUGGCAGUGCAGAAGACUUCAGCAGUGGGACGUUUUUGUGUGUGUUUUUUGUGAGUGUGUGUGGAUUCUAAAGCUGAACGCGCUCACGGGGCGUGCACAGAAACGUUUACAACAAUGUUGUGCACGCGCGUUGUUUUAGCCAAGAGUUUGGACUGCGUGUGAGAACCAGCCAGAGUUUGUGUGUGUGUUUGGUUGCCUGUGUGUGUGUGUGUGGAUGCGCGUACGUCAGGAUGAGUGUCCCCAUGUUAAAGAUCGGCGCGGUGCUCAGCACCAUGGCGAUGGUGACGAACUGGAUGUCCCAGACUCUGCCCUCGCUGGUCGGACUCAAUGGAACCGUCAUUUCCUCUGACGGCACACACGAGCGGAUCGUCAGUGGCUUGUACCCGGGCUCGGAGGAGGGCUGGCAGGUGUACAGCACGGCCUCGGAUCCGGACGGCAGGUGUGUUUGCAUGGUGGUCGCCCCGGCACGAAACCUCUGCAAACGAGACCCUCGGAGUCGGCAGCUUCGCCUGCUGACUGAACAGGUCCAGAAUGUGAGUCAGUCCAUGGGGGUGGUGGACCUGCGGACAUCCAGAGACCUGCAGUACGUCCGAGACUCUGAGCCCCUGCUGAGAGGAGUGGAUGGACGUCUACAGACUUACGCCGCCAACCCCCGCGCCCUCACGACCAAGGGCCUGCAGGAGUUAAAGGGCCAGAUGUCCCGGCUGCGGCCCCUCCUGUCGGUGGUGGAGCAGUACCGAUCGGACCUGCAGACGCUGGCCACCGUGCGGCUGGAGCUCCUCAACCUGUCCGUGGUCCUGGCGGCCGUUCAGGAAGAGAUCGGAGCGUACGACUACGAGGAGCUGCAGCAGAGGGUGUUGCUGCUGGAGACGAGGCUCCACAGCUGCAUGAACAAGCUCGGUUGCGGUCGCCUGACUGCAGUCAGCACCCCAAUCACGGUGAGAGCCUCCGGGUCCCGCUUCGGCUCCUGGAUGACCGACGCAAUGAUUCCCAGCUCCGACAGCAGGGUGUGGUCGAUGGACGGCUACUACAAGGGCCGGCGCGUGCUGGAGUACAGAACCAUGGGGGACUUCACAAAGGGGCAGAACUUUGUGCAGCACCUGUUGCCCCAUCCCUGGGCAGGAACCGGCCACGUGGUCUACAACGGGUCGCUCUACUACAACAAACACCAGAGCAACAUCCUGAUCCAGUACCACUUCCGCUCCCGCAGCGUGCUGCUGCAGCGCAGCCUGAGCGGAGCGGGCUACAACAACACCUUCCCCUACAGCUGGGGAGGCUCCUCGGACAUCGACCUCAUGGCCGACGAGAUGGGUCUCUGGGCCGUCUACACCUCCAUCCCAAAUGCUGGAAACAUUAUGGUGAGUCGCAUGGACUCUCGCUCGCUGGAGGUCCUGCAGAGCUGGGACACGGGGUUCCCUAAGCGCAGCGCGGGGGAGGCCUUCAUGAUCUGCGGCACCCUCUACGUCACCAACUCCCACCUGGCCGGCGCCAAGGUGCACUUCGCCUACCACACCAACUCCUCCACGUACGAGUACACCGACGUCCCGUUCCACAACCAGUACUCCCACAUCAGCAUGAUGGACUACAACCCCCGCGAGAGAGCGCUGUACACCUGGAACAACGGACACCAGGUGCUCUACAACGUCACACUGUUUCACAUCAUCAGGAGCGACGGAUAGAUCGGAGCGUAGCAACGGUUUAAAAAAAAGAGAGAGAGAGAGAGGCAAUUUGUCAUUUGAGGAUACUGCACACACACACACACACACGUACACAUACACACCCACACGCACAACGGCCAUUCGAGUCAACAAGGAUAAGAUUGCUUUCUGUGUUUGAAUUUGAAUGACUUGAAGACUGCGACUAGACACAAAACGUGUUGACCUCACGCCUAAAGGUCAAAGAGUGUUCAUCACAGUGAAGAGGAAAAUGAACCGCUUCUGCCACAGAGACGCCGGGCGGGAAGAAAUCAGACACUUCGUGCUCGUCCAUAUUCUGUUGCGUUUCGUUCCAACUUGUGUCUCAAGAAUUGAUUUGGGAAUAUGAGGUCGUAUCAUCCCCAAAAAAAAAAAAAAGAAAUGCAGCUCGCGACCAGAAUUUCAACUCGACUCCGACGAAGGACCCGAGGGCGGCGUUCUGGGCUUGUGAUGUGAUCGUGGACGUGUUCAGUCAGCAUGGUUGUUCAUUCAAUAAACACUUCUGUCAAAAUUG
Molecule: messenger RNA, 2299 nt
Organism: Pseudoliparis swirei
Lineage: Eukaryota; Metazoa; Chordata; Actinopteri; Perciformes; Liparidae
Product: noelin-2-like
Exons: 8
Coding region: 322-1770 (482 amino acids)
Biological process (GO): signal transduction
Source: RefSeq, a predicted model, not a curated record